GGCCGCAGUGGUCCGCUCCUCCUCUCCCGGCGAGAGUGGAGCUGACUGGGAGUCCCGGCCUGGGCCUGGGCCCGGCCCCAGAGGACACAAGGGGCCCCAGCUGUCCCCACGGCGGCUGCAAGAGGAUCUAAGACCAUGGAGGGCAGCCGGAGAGUCCUUCCCAGCUAUGGUUCACCAUGCCUCCUUAAGGGACACCUGAGCACCAAAAGUAAUGCUUUUUGCACGGACUCCUCCUCUCUAAACACUUUCCUCCUGGUCGAGAGUCACAUGGCUGCUCACUACACUAAAAUCCUUUCUGCCAAAGCUGCAGUAGACUGCUCAGUUCCAUUAAGCAUGAGUACCAGCAUCAAAUAUGCAGACCAACAACGAAGAGAGAAACUCAAAAGGGAAUUAGCGCGGUGUGAAAAGGAGCAGAGACUGGCCAAACCGACCGGGAAGACCAGUGCUGCCAAUAGCCCCAAGUCAUUAAUGAGCACCCUGAAAAAGCCUUCAGGGGAACCGCAAGACGAGACACUCGUGUUCAUAGAAGAAGUGAACGGAUUCCAGCCCUUUGGCAGGUCCCCAGUGUCCUCUUCAGAAAGACUGCCCCUGCGUCCCUCGAAGCCCAGCAAAACGCAGGUGAAGGGCGCUGGGAAGAAGGCGAGCUCCCCGCCCUCCAGCCUGGGCGGCCCGGCAGCACGGCCCCGGAGGGCCAGCCCGGGGACCAAACGCGCCAGAGGGUCCAGGAGCACGUUUUCCAGCCCCUUCCGAUUAGCGAUUUCGAAAACGCCCAGUGCGGAUCUGCUGGAUAAACACUCUGACCAGUUUUCCAACCAACAGUUGCCAUUCACCCCACGCACUUUGAAAACAGAGGCAAAAUCGUUCCUGUCACAGUACCGCUACUACACACCUGCCCGGAGAAAAAAGGCGCAGCCGCCCAAAGGGGAAGCCCAGACGGAAAUCAGCAGCUCUAACUCUGAUUUUGAGAAAGCCAAGACUGAAAACUUGACGGAUUCAGAAACAAGCAUAAAGCAGGCACCCCAUUGUAUAACAGACGAUGCCAAAGGAAAACUAGCCCCUGUACCGUCACAAGGGUGUGACUUAAUGUGGGACGACAUCAAAGAUGGCGUUUUCCAGAAUGCCUCACCCAGGACAAUAACUAAGUAUUCUGUACAACCUUGUUCCGGGAGAAGCAUUCACUCUGAUGAAGAAGAGCUGUUGUACCUGAGCUUCAUUGAGGACAUAACGGAUGAAGUCUUGAAACUUGGGUUAUUCUCCAACAGGUUUUUAGAACGGCUGUUUGAGAGACAUAUUGAAGAAAACAAGCAUCAUUUGGAAGAGGGGAAAAUGCGCCACCUUCUGCAUGUCCUGAAGGCGAACUUGGGUUUCUUAACUGACCAGACCUCAGGGAAACAAAGUGACUCCGAGAUGCUGACUGUAAUUGAUUUUGAAAAGACUGAGAUUUCAGAACAAAUGGAAUUUAAAAGAACGCAUGAAAUAACAGUUCAACAGGAACGCCAAGAAUACCAGAAGCUUUUGAACAUCUUCUCUGUUCAGAAGAAUGAGAAAGAGCUACUCUCUCCCACAAAUGAUUUCUACCUGCCCACCUCGAACGCAAAGACGUAUUCAGAAGAAGUUGUAAUUCACCAGGUGAAUGAUGAAACCAAGCACAAUCCUUCAAAAUGGGAACAAUACCCAACUGUUUCAGAAUUCAUAUACCAGGAAACCUCAGUGAAUGUCAUUGAAGGUGACAGUGACACGGAAAACAUUGAGACUUCAAAUGAAUUCUCUUGUCUGAGGCCACUGUUCUCCCGAUCUGGUCAGCGCCCCAGGCUCACAGGUGACAAUAGUGACUUAGAAGGACCAACUCUUAAAAUCAUCGAAAUGGGCAUUAGAGACUGACUCUCCUUUGAAGGUUUGAUCUUCACUAAUAAACAUCUCAGAUGGCCGGGAACUCA
Echinops telfairi (small Madagascar hedgehog) is the source of this 1937-nucleotide messenger RNA. It is a transcript of the gene SPATA7, whose product is annotated as spermatogenesis associated 7. Lineage: Eukaryota; Metazoa; Chordata; Mammalia; Afrosoricida; Tenrecidae. Gene Ontology annotation, biological process: photoreceptor cell maintenance; protein localization to photoreceptor outer segment; microtubule cytoskeleton organization. Gene Ontology annotation, cellular component: photoreceptor distal connecting cilium; rod photoreceptor outer segment; ciliary basal body. The record is from RefSeq and is a predicted model, not a curated record. The transcript is spliced from 12 exons. The coding region runs from base 136 to 1881 and encodes 581 amino acids.